CUGAAGUGCAGUUGAGCUGUUGUGUGUAUGUGUCUCUGUAUUCAAGCAGUAAAAUGGCAGAAGCCAGAUUUUCUCAGGAUGAGUUCUUGUGUCCAGUGUGUCUGGAUCUGCUGAAGGAUCCAGUGGCUAUUCCCUGUGGACACAGUUACUGUAAGAUCUGUAUUACAGACUGCUGGGAUCAGGAGGAUCAGAAGAGAGUCUACAGCUGUCCUCAGUGCAGACAGACCUUCAGUCCAAGACCUGCUUUAUCUAGAAACACCAUGCUGGCUGAAGUGGUGGAGAAACUGAAGAAGACCAGACUCUCUGAUGACUGUGAGGCUGGAGCUGGAGAUGUGCAGUGUGACGUCUGUACUGGAAGAAAAUACAGAGCCGUCAAGUCCUGUCUGGUGUGUCUGAACUCUUACUGUCAGAAUCACCUCCAACAACAUGAGAGUUUCUUUAGAGGAAAGAGACACAAUCUGACCGAAGCUACUGGACGACUGCAGGAGAUGAUCUGCCAGAAACAUGAGAAGAUCCUCGAGGUUUUCUGUCGCACUGAUCAGAAAUGUAUAUGUAUGAUGUGUACAGUUACUGAACAUAAAAACCAUGACAUUGUAUCAGCUGCAGAUCAGAGGACAGAGAAACAGAAGCAGCUGAAGGAGACUCAGAAGACGCUCCAGCAGAGAAUCCAGCAGAGAGAGAAAGAUCUCCAGCAGCUGAGAGAGACUGUGGAGUCUCAUAAGCGCUCUGCACAGACAGCAGUGGAGGACAGUGAGAGGAUCUUUACUGAGCUCAUCCGCUCCAUUGAGAGAAGCCGCUCUGAGCUGAUACGACUGAUCAGAGAUCAGGAAAAGACUGCAGUGAGUCGAGCUGAAGAACGACUGGAGCGACUGGAGCAGGAGAUCAAUGAUCUGAGGAGGAGAGACGCUGAGCUGGAGCAGCUUUCACACACACAGGAUCACAUCCAGUUCCUGCAGAGUUUCCAGUCUCUCUCAGCUCCUCCUGAAUCUACAGAUGUAAAUGAUGAUCUCUUCAGUUCUCUCUUCUCUUCUGAUGGUCUGAGAGAAUCUGUCCAUCAGCUGAGAGACAAACUGGAGGAUUUCUGUAAAGAGCAGCUCAAGAAGAUCUCAGACAGAGUCCCAUUCACCAGCAUUGAUCUCUGGACCAGGAAGGACUUCCUACAAUAUUCCCAUCAGUUCACUCCGGAUCUGAACACAGUGAAUAAACGCCUCCAUCUGUCUGAGAACAACAGAGUGAUUACUGACACUGGCAGAAAGCACUUCAGCCAUAAGUUCAGCUUCAUAUUACAUAUGUAUCCUGAUCAUCCAGACAGAUUUGAUGGUGUGCGUCAGGUGUUGUGUAGAGAGAGUGUGUGUGGACGCUGUUACUGGGAGAUUGAGUGGAGAGGAGAUGUGGAUAUAUCAGUGUCAUAUAAGAGCAUCAGCAGGAAGGGACGGGGUAAAGAGUGUGUGUUUGGAUCUAAUGAUCAGUCCUGGAGUUUGUUCUGCUCUUCCUCCAGUUACUCAUUCAGACACAAUAACAUAAAGACUGAUCUCUCUGUGAAGCCCAUCAGCAGUAGAAUAGGAGUAUAUUAUGAUGAUGAUGAUGUUGUCAGGAGAAUAGGAGGGUUUGAUGAUGAUGGUGUCAGGAGAAUAGGAGGGUUUGAUGAUGAUGGUGUCAGGAGAAUAGGAGGGUUUGAUGAUGAUGUCAGGAGAAUAGGAGGGUUUGAUGAUGAUGUCAGGAGAAUAGGAGGGUUUGAUGAUGGUGUCAGGAGAAUAGGAGGGUUUGAUGAUAAUGUUGUCAGGAGAAUAGGAGGGUUUGAUGAUAAUGUUUUCAGGAGAAUAGGAGGGUUUGAUGAUAAUGUUGUCAGGAGAAUAGGAGUGUUUGUGGAUCACAGAGCAGGAACUCUGUCCUUCUACAGCGUCUCUGACACAAUGAGCCUCAUCCACACAGUCCAGACCACAUUCACUCAGACGCUCUAUCCUGGGUAUGGGUUUGGAUCUGGAUCAUCAGUGAAACUGUGUUGAUGAAUCAGAAUAGUCUCAUGAGGGAUUCUCCCCAUAAUGCUUUGAGCUGCAUGAUGAAUCAGUAACAGAGAGAUGUUUCCUGACGUAAUAAUCAGCGCCACCAUUUGUAAAUUAGCUGUACAAAACAGUGCGUUUUGCUGCUUGAUAUUGGCAAUUGAUAUAUCCUAUCAUAUUAUUUUAAUCUGUUAUCUUAAUUAAGAACACACUAGUUUGUACUGCAAACAGUUUUCCCGUUAACUCCACAUUGUUAUUCUCCUCGUUAUUUACCUAUAGAGGCUAAUGAAACUGAAAUGUCACCCAUAGGCUUACUUCUGCUUUGAGGAAAAAGGUGGCUAGAGUCUCUUCUUCUUUUCUCUUCGUGACAUUAAUACUGCAGCUGAACUUCUGUCAGUGAAAUAACAGUCAGAAUAAAUGUAAUAAAUCCUCAUAUAGACAGUAUAGGAGCACACUUCCUGUGAACACACACACACAGAGAGAGAGAGCAGCUUCUCUAAAUGUCAUUUAAUCGUAAUAUUGUUUAAUGAUUGUCUGAUUUGUAGGUAUAUUUCUCUUCAUGAGUAAGAGAUCAGAGAAUGUCUCAAGGUUUUUAACAUCACACGAUGAUGUUGUGAAGCAGAAAUAUUCCAUUAUUUUUGGUUUGAUAUAAUAACACUUGUUGAGGAAAUCUGAGCAUUGAAACACACACAACUAAUAUAAUUUAAUAAAUCCUGCCCAUUUGAUCAUCACUUGUCUCCUGCGUUCUGCUCAGGAUGACAGAAGACUUUGAGUUAACACAGUUUUGAGUCUCAGACAAAACACACGUCUUCUGACAGGAUCUGGUGAAAGUGCAGUCAUCAGGAUUUUGACACACACCCCCACACACACACACACACACACAAUAAGACAAGUAAACAGUCAAUAAUAAAAUAAGAACAAAGACACUAAUUACUGGGGGAAAAUAUAGAAAUGAAACAAAUAUUUUGAGGAUACAAUGAAAAUAAUUUUCAGUCUGAAAUUCAAGUAAAUUUCACUACGGAAAUGUAAUAAAGCAAUCAAUAAAACACUGCAACAAUCAUCCAGAACUGAUAUUGUUUUUGAUGUGAAUAAUGACUCAAUUGUCUUGUGUAGAGCUUCUUUACAGCUGAAACUGAGUGAAUCUUACAACAUUAACACUCUUAGUUUCUGUUUCUUUGAAACCGUCUGUAUUGUAUGAAGCUCAGCGCUGGAUGAAGCGCCUGAAAGCCACACUUGAGUAAAAGUACAGAUAUCUGACCAGAAAAUGAGUUCGGUAGAAGUUAAAGUCACUGUUUAGAAUAUUACUUGAGUAAAAGUU
Molecule: messenger RNA, 3318 nt
Organism: Carassius auratus (goldfish)
Lineage: Eukaryota; Metazoa; Chordata; Actinopteri; Cypriniformes; Cyprinidae
Product: tripartite motif-containing protein 16-like
Exons: 6
Coding region: 54-2006 (650 amino acids)
Molecular function (GO): protein binding; zinc ion binding
Source: RefSeq, a predicted model, not a curated record